AUGGCGCCGGAUCAGCUCGAAAUCCUUAUCGACUCGUUGAAUUCGGAAGCGGAACACCUCAAAGAGAAGAUCAACGAGUUGUCAACAAAAGUUCGCAGUUUCCCGCUGGGAUGCGAUCGAUAUCACAGGCAGUACUGGCAAAUACCCGGUAUACCAUCGAUAUUGGUCGAAUCCGUAGAGAGUUCUGGUCUAUGGAAUCCUGCAUGCAAUGUAGAGGAGACGUGCUCAAAGGAUCCACCAGAGUUGACAGCACCGUCAUUCCUUCAUCCGGAUGUGUUCGCAUGUGUCGAAGACCUCGUUGACGAUGUGGUGACUGGUCGCCCACAUGCAGAACGACGGAAGCGAAAGCGAUUCCGGCGAAUGGACAAUUCGUACAAGCGUGGAUGGUGGGCAGUGGACACAAGAGAAAAUCUCGAAGCUGUUCGGGGCAGCCUCCAUGGCCGAGGUAUUCGUGAGCGGAUCUUGCAUCGUCUGCUGUGUAAACCGUGGUUCCUGAAGGAUGUGAAACUGGGCAGAGGUGAGCGCUUGAGGUUUUUCAACAACAUGUGA
This is a messenger RNA of Cooperia oncophora, 549 nucleotides long. The record is from the annotation of a GenBank genome assembly. Lineage: Eukaryota; Metazoa; Nematoda; Chromadorea; Rhabditida; Trichostrongylidae.